Molecule: messenger RNA, 528 nt
Organism: Plasmodium gallinaceum
Lineage: Eukaryota; Apicomplexa; Aconoidasida; Haemosporida; Plasmodiidae
Product: U2 small nuclear ribonucleoprotein A', putative
Exons: 5
Coding region: 1-528 (175 amino acids)
Biological process (GO): mRNA splicing, via spliceosome
Molecular function (GO): U2 snRNA binding; protein binding
Source: RefSeq, a predicted model, not a curated record
AUGAGAAUAACUGUAGAUAUGAUAAAUGAAGCAGAUCAAUCUAUAAAUCCUGUUAAUGAAAAUACUAUUUCUUUAAGAGGAAAUAAAAUAAGUGUAAUUGAAAAUUUAGGAAUUACUAAAGACUAUUUUGAAUGUAUUGACUUGAGUGAUAAUGAAAUUAUAAAAUUAAAUAAUAUACCAUAUUUACAAAGAUUAAAAACAUUAAUAUUAUGCAAUAAUAAAAUAGCUAGAAUUGACAGUGAUAUAUUUGAAAAUAUACCUAAUUUAAAUUCAUUAAUUUUAACUAAUAAUAAGUUAGAAAAAUUAUCUGAUCUCAACUCACUUUUUAAAGCCAAAAAUUUAACUAGACUUAGCCUAGUAGAAAAUUCUGUUUCAAAAUUAGAAAACUAUCGUGAAUAUUUAAUUUUUAAUUUGCCUUCAUUAAAAUAUUUAGAUUUUCAAAAAAUAAAAAAGAAAGAUAGAGAAGAAGCUUCAAUAGCAAUGAAGAAUUUUAAUUCGAAUAAUAAAGAAAAUAGCGAAGUAAACUAA